AGGGAUGGAUAGAGGGAGGGAUAAGGGGGAGGCAGCAGGGACGCUUUGGGCUGGUUGACCCCCAGUGCUCUGCGGUUUGGGGACAAGAUCGUGUCACGUGGCUGCACCCUCUCCUCCCUGCGGAAGUAAAUGCAGGAAGGAAACCGGUGUACAGGGAAAAGAGGAACUUAACCAAGUGGGAGACAAGGGAGGAGAGGGGAAACAAUCUGAAAGGAGAGACAUCUAUAGGAAACUAUAGAUUUCUGCAAGCAUAUAUCAUAAUAAGGAGAUACAUUGCAAAAGAAUUACCGUUCUCACCCCUUUUCCUAAAUUCAUUGUCCUUGAUACCUAGAAAUGAGCGGGCGCUACACUCACGCUGUGGUGAGGGGUGUCCCCUCGUCCUUAGAAAAAGAAGCCAAUGGUCAGGUAGACCUGGCACGGGCUCAACGUGAGAAUGGAGUCUACUGUGGCAUCCUGAGACAGAAACUUGGGCUGCAGGUGGUGGAGUUGCCCCCCAAUGAGGAACUGCCCCGGGGCCAAUUGAUAGGGGACACAGCUGUAGUGAUAGCAGAUACAGCCCUCAUCACCCGUCCAUGGAUACCUGCACGAAGGAAAGAGACUGAAGGCCUGCAAAAAAUCUUUGAGGAGCUGAAAUUCCGAGUCUGCGAACUCAGUGAUGAAAAUGCCACUCUGGAUGCAAGUGAUAUACUUUUCACAGGUUCAGAGAUUUUUGUAGGCUUGUCUAAAUGGACCAAUCUUAGAGGUGCUGAAAUGGUGGCAAAGACCUACCAGGAUUAUGCUGUUUCAACUGUUCCUGUGUCUGGGGACAUGCACCUUAAAAGCUUUUGCAGUAUGGCAGGACCUGACACCCUGGUCAUAGGAAGCAGUGAUACAGCGAGAAAGGCACUGAAGACUAUGGAACAACUGACCGAUCAUCACUAUGAGACUCUGACUGUUCCUGAUGAUCCAGCAGCUAACUGCAUCUAUGCUCGUGUGGGGCCCAAAUCAAAUGUCCUAAUUCACCGCAGUGCGGACGAGUACCCCAACAGUGCUCAGGUGUUCCAGAAACUGACAGAUUACACUCUUGUCCCAGCUACUUGCACAGAAUUGUCCAAGAUUGGAGGCUGCCUGACUUCUUGCUCUAUAUUAAUAAAUCGCAAGCUAGAAAUCUGAUUUAUGAGCCAUAUUCUGCCAAUCACUUUACCGACUGGAGCCCUGUGUAUAGAGGCUGUCUUGCUUCUCGUGUGGGUGUAUAUGUACACUUUCUACAUAUCUCUCUGUGCAAACUUACAACUGUGGUUUACAUACAAUAUAUGCACUUCUGUAGAAUAACUGUAUACACCUGCACAAAAGAACGAGGCUGCCUAAAGAUUUCAUUAUUUUUCUGUAUCAUUUUCCUGGUGAAUUUUCUCCUUUUUUGAAUUUGAGAAAACACAAAUAAAAACUGACAGGAUUUUUGUAUUCUUGCAAGUUUUGACCUGUGAAUUAUUUGAAGAUGAAUGCUAAGAUAAAUCAUAUUGUUACCCAAUAACCGAAUUCCAUUACAGUUGACUCAUGAAUUGCAGGCUGUAAGUCUAUUAUACUUUUUGUUAGUCGAUUGGCUUUUGGGUGUGAGUGGGAUGGUUCUGCUAAAAGGUGGGCUUAAAGGGGUAGUUCACCUUAAAAUUAACUUAGUAUGAUAUAGACAGUGAUAUUUUGAGACAAUAUGUAAUUUGUAAAAAAAAAAAAAAAAAAAACUGAAUAGUUGAAAAGUUGCUCUCAAGUUAAAUUAAAGUUGAAUUAUCCCUUUAAAGAAAUACAGGUUUUUUUUCCAGACUUUCCAGUUAACAGCAUUAUGACAUGUAAUCCUCUUUUCAAUGAUGCGUUAAUAUGUUAUAGCCACUAGAGGGAGACCUCGUAAGAUUUUACAUUUAGUGCAAUAUUUUGCUAAUUGAUCCUUAUUUCUUACUAUAUUAAUAAGCAUUUCUUCAUAUUUUAUAUUCGGCAUUAUUCAGUUGAUGCAUACCUUUAUACAACACUUCAAUGGAAAAAUGUUCAAAUGUUUCAUUCACAACACUUUCUGGUGCUAAAUUAAUCUGUUUUCCACACUAUGUAAUUGUAGCAUUCUCUGCGCCCACUUCCACCUUCCAUCUUACUCUACCUCUCUUCCCAACCAUUAGUAAAGAAAAUAAUCUCAGAAUAAGUCAGGCAGAAAUAGCCUUAAAACGUAUUAAUGCUGUAACAAUAUACAGCAGACCCAGUGCCUACUUAGGUUCCAGAAGUAUGGGGGGGGACGACAAUGAGGGUUCUGUGCAUAAAAAAAAAUAUCAAAGUUUUGUGAAAUAGAAGUUCCCAAACUGACUUGUUGCAGGGCUCUGUAGGUAUUGGCCAUGCUUUGACUCUACCAUCUAAAUAAUACAAAUCACAUGUCUCAAUGCAGUAAUAGAGCAAACUCCCUAAUAACAGUGGGAGGGGGUUCAUAUGUACCACUGUGAGCCUUCAUUGUAAGAUUAGAUCAACGACAAAAUAAAAGUGGGCAGACCAGGAAGUGUGUUUAUUAAGCAGUAAUUAAUUUCUAAAGACCAUGUGUCCCACAUAGGCCAAUACAUCUGUAGACUUGACAUAUGGACAUAACAUAGUGGGCGGGGAGCACAGGUUCAUUUAUAGCGAGUCGGCCUGCUCAAAGGAGGUAACCGAAGUUAAUAUAAACUGUACUGAGAGCUAGUCAGAAGCCUAACUUAUCCCAUCACACCAUUAUCCAGUAGCUCUCCCACUUUAUUUGCAUUAACUCUUCAUGUCUUCCAUUCACCUUAUUGGAGAUGUUCCACCAGAUAAAAAUAGGGUAUCUUAAAUAUCAGUAAAUAUAAUUGAGAUUCAUAUAUAAUCAUUGGCUGUAUCACAGAUUUAUCAAGGUUUCCUACUUGUAAAUGACUAACAAUAUGGUUAUAACAGCUUCUUACAUCAGGGAUGUGCAACCUGCAGCCCUACAGAUGUUGAGCUACAACUUCCAGCAUCCCACUUGAUUACUGAUAAGGGAUACUGUCGGAUACCUGACCUAGAGAGAGAGAGAGGUCCACCAAGUCAAAGUGAUAUUCAAAUUAGUUUAAUUUGGUGGAACAUUCCUAUCAAUAACAUUUCAUUUUAUUUUCUGUUAACCCCUGUCCAUAUACAGAGCAACUUUUUCUUACUGGGGAAUUGGGGGUGAUUGUUUUAUAUUCCUUUAAAUUUACAAAUAAACUACUACUACUUAAAACUUG
Xenopus laevis (African clawed frog) is the source of this 3215-nucleotide messenger RNA. It is a transcript of the gene ddah2.L, whose product is annotated as dimethylarginine dimethylaminohydrolase 2 L homeolog. The record is from RefSeq and is a predicted model, not a curated record. The transcript is spliced from 7 exons. Lineage: Eukaryota; Metazoa; Chordata; Amphibia; Anura; Pipidae. Bases 334 to 1152 code for a protein of 272 amino acids.